AGCUGCGAGGCAGCCGAGCCUAGCUGUGCUGCCUCCUGUGGCCGCACUCCCGGCCCCGGGGCUAAGUCGUAGUCCCGCAGCGGGUCGUAGGAUGGCGUUGAAGCGGAUCCAGAAGGAAUUAACUGACUUGCAGAGGGACCCUCCCGCCCAGUGCUCAGCAGGACCUGUGGGUGAUGAUUUAUUCCACUGGCAGGCCACCAUCAUGGGCCCGAAUGAUAGCCCUUACCAAGGUGGUGUUUUCUUCCUGACUAUUCACUUCCCUACAGAUUACCCUUUCAAACCGCCAAAGGUUGCUUUUACAACCAAAAUUUAUCAUCCCAACAUCAACAGCAAUGGCAGUAUCUGUCUUGACAUCCUGAGAUCUCAGUGGUCUCCAGCAUUAACAGUAUCAAAAGUUCUGUUAUCCAUCUGUUCCCUGCUCUGCGACCCCAACCCUGAUGACCCCUUGGUUCCUGAGAUAGCCCACACCUACAAAGCAGACCGAGAGAAGUACAACAGAUUGGCCAGAGAAUGGACCCAGAAAUACGCCAUGUAAAUGCCAUGAAGAUUUGACUCUUUACAAGCUAAGAAGUUAACCUUUCAGAACAGUCUCUUAGUGGAAACUCUGGCUUGUCCACUGUUUACUUGAUGUCAUGAGCCAUUUGCAAGGAGUCUCCUCCUACUCUGUGAACGGACCCUGGUUUCCCUUUGGCUUUUGUCUCAACUUGGCGUCACCACCUGCAGCCGUUUGGGUUCUAACAGCUUCCUGCCUUUGAUGCCAAAAUCAGUAGCCACUUUGAUUUACAGAUUUUUAGCCUGAUUCAAACUGGAAUCCACCUUCCACUCCCACUCCCUUGACCUUCUCUUGGAAUGGCAGAAAUGCACGCAUUCCUUCCUUUAGUCUUUCCUCAGGGUGGCAUGUGCCCUUCACGCUGCACAACAGGAACUGUGCAGCUUCCUGAUAAGCUGUCCUAACAGAACCAAGUACUAGCCUGGUGUGCCCAAGAGAGCCGGAUGAAAUUUCUCUUAGUUUUCAGUUUACUGAAGAACUCUAUCCAAAGAGGAAUCCCAACCCUCAGGGACUUUGCAUGGGAUUGGAAAUGGUUUGGCGGUGAAAUGAAUUCAUGGCUGGAUUUUUCCAUUGUCUCCAAGUAAAGGAGGACAGUAUGAUUGGUCAGUCUUCAUAUGCAGUAGGAAUCACAGUCUCACUUUUUUAGACUCAGAAGCAGGAGAUCUGAAGCACCUGUCAAUAAUAACCAAGUGCUCAUUUCCAGUCUUGCUCACAGAAUUACCAGAAAAAAAAAAUCAUGAGAUUUGGAAAGAUGUAGGAUUGUGUCGUUUGAAGAUCAUGGAAGACCCUGAGGCCCUGCAAAUGAAAGGAGAGAAGGUCAGAAGGUGGAGAGUGUUUCAUUUGUUAGGAAAAAAAAGUCAAAAAGGGAUGGCGCUCUGGCAGAGAGACUUCUAUUGUGAAUAAAUCUGUCAUUUUCCCUUUGACAUAAUCCUUGAAUUAUUCAAAGGGGCAGCUCCACUUUUAUACUCACAUUUCUGUUUUCAUUCAGAAGACAAAGUUUGGAAGCUCUGUCCAGGUUCUUUAGAAACCUCAACAGAAAUGGUUCCUUGGGCCUUUCGGCUCAAUUAGCUUUCAGGUUUCAACAUUUCUAUUAGAGUUGGAAUAAAUGAAGAAGUAAGGUA
This is a messenger RNA of Vombatus ursinus (common wombat), 1671 nucleotides long. It is a transcript of the gene UBE2D4, whose product is annotated as ubiquitin conjugating enzyme E2 D4 (putative). The transcript has 7 exons. Gene Ontology annotation, molecular function: ubiquitin conjugating enzyme activity. Gene Ontology annotation, biological process: ubiquitin-dependent protein catabolic process; protein polyubiquitination. NCBI's taxonomy places the organism in Eukaryota, Metazoa, Chordata, Mammalia, Diprotodontia, Vombatidae. Gene Ontology annotation, cellular component: nucleus. The record is from RefSeq and is a predicted model, not a curated record. Bases 92 to 535 code for a protein of 147 amino acids.